Drosophila hydei is the source of this 4714-nucleotide messenger RNA. RefSeq lists its product as uncharacterized. Bases 183 to 4652 code for a protein of 1489 amino acids. NCBI's taxonomy places the organism in Eukaryota, Metazoa, Arthropoda, Insecta, Diptera, Drosophilidae. The transcript has 3 exons. The record is from RefSeq and is a predicted model, not a curated record.
CUUUUAACAGACAUUAAUUUGUUUUUUAACGUGUUUACAACAUAUAACAUUUGGCAUACAAAACUAAAAAAUUUGAAAUUGUUCAAUACGAAAUAGACCAGUUACCAUAGCCUAAGAAGGGACUAUGCUAUGGUAAAUUGAUAGUAAAAAGGCUGGCUAGUUGACAAAAUUUUGGUUUAAACAUGGUGGCCACCCGUCAGAACCACACGGGUUUCUCAAAAGCCAUAUUUAAGUUGAUACGUCUUUAUCGAGCUAAUGAUUGUCUAUGGAAUCCCAAGUCAUCGAGUUUUAAGAACUCAGAAAUGAAAGAAAGAGCCUGGCAACGCAUUUCCAAAUUUUUCAAUUACGGACUAAGCGUCGAUGAGGUUAAAUUACAAAUAUUAUUGUUACGUCAUUAUUUUACAACAGAACUUUUGGCUAUGAAGCGUUGCAAACUGGGUGGAUAUACUCAUGUCCCGAGGCAAUCUUAUUUCAAAGAACUACAGUUUCUCAAAGAAGCAAUGGGGCCCAGUGUUAAUGUUAAGACUACUGAGUCAGAGGCGCAGGAUCGAAUCAAUUGCAUCGUUGAGGAUGCCUUUCUGUUGAGCAGCAGCGAGAACAGCAUCCGCAGCGAACAAGUUGAUUUUCAGAUCCCUUCAUCAAAUGAACGUAGAAUUAUAAAUACUGAGCUUCAAUUGCUAGAAUCAGAAUCUGAGAAAUUACCUUUGCCUUCGUUUGACAAGAGUGCUAGACAGCUGCAAAGACGAUGUCAAUCAGGCUGCGAUCGUUGGCAUCAACAAACCUAUCACGAUGAGCAUGACAAUUAUAUAAGACAACCAAGUAGAUCAGCAGAUGCAAGUGAACACUAUCAUAAUUGUGGCUAUAUUGGCACUCAGAGCGUCGAUAGUGAAUUUUUUAAUCAGGCUUUUAGUAAUCAAUGGGCCUUAUCGUAUGCCCCGGAAAUGUUUGGCAAUCAUAGUACCUCACUCAAUACAAAUCUGGGUGCCCAAGCGGUGUAUCCAAAAGCUUUUCCAGCCAGAAAAAAAGUGCUCACCGGACGAUAUAGAAAUAAGCCAAAGCAACCAGCUGAGGUAUAUAACGAGGGCGAGGAUUGGCCAAAAUAUGUUGGACCAAAUGUACAAUUUAGAUGUACUAAUGAUAAUGGUCACAAUAAGUAUAGAAGUGUCAGUCGUCACAAAUCGGGAGUUGAGCAGAGGUAUCCAAGUAAUAAAUGCGCUGGUCUAAAUUGUCAAAUGGGACAGCCAAUUUAUCCGGUUGAAAAUAAUGAUUUGACUGGUUAUGGGAAUUUUCAACAGAAUCAAUAUGAAGUCGAUUGUGGUUGUAAUACAAAUUUAACAAGUCGAAAUCCAUACGAUCCAAAUUACAAUCAAAUGCCAGACAAUGCUAAUGAUCGAUUGACUGAAACCGAACUGGGAGUCUAUGAGUCCGAUAUACCACCUCAAUGGGAAUGCAAUGAAAGUAAUUGUCCUAAUUUAAAAUUAAAUAAUCCAAUCAAUAGCAACGCGCUUAAUCAGAGUCGAAGACGACUGGAAAAUGCUCAAGCAUCCAUAGUAUCGCAGGGGACAGAAUAUCAAAAUGGAAGACGACUGACACCAAUCAUUCGUAGAACCUGUGACGUCGACGAUGAAUAUGGCAACGGACAACAUUGCAGUAAUCAUCCAGAAAUGCAAGGUAUUGACUGUGAACCGACUGUAUUAUGUAAAGUUAGAGCGCACGUACCAUCUAAAUCAACAAUUGACUCGAUGCAAGUAUCUGGGGCAUUCGACGAUUCUCCAAAAAUUAUUUACUGUACUGACAGAGACAUAUUGAACGCUCCCAAUGCGAUUCAGUGUCCCUUUAAAAAACCGAAACAAGUUCAACAAUAUGACGAUGAUAGGCAAAUGCAACGAAAUGACUCUAAGCAAGAGAGAAACCGGCAAAGUCGAUCUCGCGGAAUGGAGAAUACAUCAACACAGAAUCGUCAGUCAAUGAGCUUUUCAAAGGCCAGGGAGAGUGCUACGGGUAAACAAACGAAAUCCCCCAGAAGUAGUUUAAGGAGCAAUGUUCAACAGAGUAGCAAAUCGAAUUAUUCUUCGGAAGUGGUACUGGAGGACACUCAGCAAACGAAACUUGAUAGAAUGUCAGAAAAUUCCAGAGGUAGUAGACGUGGUCUUGAUAAGCAAAGAUCUAGAAAUAGUGAGUACGAGAAUAGGAGGCAGUCAGUCUUGGAGCGUGAGACCAAACCACAGAACAAACGGAUGAGCAGUGAUGUGUACGAAUCGGAGCAUUCGCGAAGAGAACGUGAGAAAAUGUGUUCAUGCUAUAAUUGUCAUUCGGGCAAAGUUUCCCGAAGCAGUCAUAAAUAUCCAGAAAAUAGGCGUUACAGUAGUGCCGAAAAGGACUUCUAUAAAAGAGAGGAUUACAGAGAAACGCGAGAAUAUAAUCCUGAUAUGCCUGAGAGGUUGCAGACUAGUCCAAGAAAUUCCGACAGACGAAGUGAUCAUUAUAGUCGUGCUAGUGCUCCAAUACCUGAGAAUUACAGAGAUAUGCCAGAGUACAAUCCUGAUAUGCCUGACAGGUUGCAAUCUGGGCCAAGGAAUGUCGAUAGACGAAGCGAUCAGUAUAAUUCUGCUAGAGCUUCAAUGCCAGAGAAUUACAGACAAACGCCUGAGUAUAGUCCUUAUAUGCCUGAGAGAUUGCCAACUGGAUCAAGGAACUUCGGUAGACAAAGUGAUGAGUAUGCUCGAGCUGAAGAUCGUAGUUCUGAACGUGUAAUGAAACAUCGAAGCCAAUCCCAGGAGAAACAUGGAGGAAAGCCCAAUUUAUGUUGCUAUCGUAGUAAAUAUGAUGACAAUCAAGUUAAAGAACCAGUAUCUACAUCUUCCAGAUAUCGUAAUGAUAUGAAUGACGACGAGACGUACAAUGCCUGCGUUAAGGAAUGCUUAUCUAGAAAAUAUCCAAGCGAUGCAGAUACUGUAGAAAGACUUGAAGAGGACGAAAACUUCAGAAGAAGUGACAAUACGAAUCAAGAAUAUCAGAUCGAAGAGGACUAUGAAAAUCAACAGACAAUUCGAACUACCGAGUAUAUACCUUGUCAUUCUGACUGUCCACUUCGCCACGAGUGUAUCAUAUACAAGGAUUGUAAUACUCAGGAAUAUCCGGGUGACUAUGAAAGUCAACUAAAUAAUCCAGCUAAAUCAGCUUGUCAUUCCGAGUGUCCAGUUCGCAAGGAGAGUACCAGAUACGAGGAUCGUAAUAGUCGAAAGAGUUCGACUGAAGAAAAGGUUUUCGAAAUUCAGCAGGCGAUUCGAGCUAAUCCGUCUUGUCACCAUGAAUGUCCGGUUAGCAAGGAGAGUACCAUAUCCCAGGAUUUUAAUAGUCGGAAGAAUCCCACUGAAGAAAUGGACUUUGAAAAUCAGCCGGCAAAUUCUGCUGAUAAAUAUUUGGAAUGUCACACUGAAUGCCCGGCUCGUCAGGAGGGUUUCCGACGUAGUCAGAAUAAUAGUCAGCUUCAGGAUGCAUCUCCAACAUAUCAAAAUGAUGAGAGAGUCUUAGAUAAAACUUACGAAAGUGAUAAUCAAAAUAACUAUGAGGAACUGGAAAGUUUUUGUGAGCAAGGCCAGCUAUCCGAAAAUGACCAGUGCAAAGUGGAGCAAACUAAAGAUGACGACAAUGUUAAAGCGGUUAAGGAUUGUAUACCAGAAAGAUUCACCGACCAACAAAUCGCUUUGGAGAACAUGCUAGAUUGCGAAUGUCCAACAGACGAGGAUGACUUACAGAUGCUGAUUACCAAAAAUACACAAGAAACUGAAGCGGCUAAGGGGGAGAACACAGCCAACCUGCGCGAGGCAUCCGUUGAGACGGACAUUGAUAUGUCUCUGCAUGAUAGAAAUAAUCCACAAAAAGGAAUUGCUUGUCAAUGCUCCGUAGGAGGCAUAGGAACGACUGCGGUGCCUCAGAAAGGGUUGCGGGAGCAAUCUGCCAAAUUAAUUGAGGAUAAUGAGUCCACUCUUAAGCCCAGGCCACCAAAGGUGAACAGAAAAAAAAUCUGCUCAUGCAAGCCGCCUGUUUUAUAUAAAAAGAAAUGUAACAAAGCGCCGGCUUGUCCGAUCAAAAUCGAUAAUGUUAAACUGAGAUCGUCCUCACCGGUAGGUACGAAAUCUCGUUCGUCUAGCAAACGACAUAAUCGAGUGGAGGAUGAUAACAUAAACAAAUUACAGGGCCGAGGCAGCUUACGCCGCAAUCAUAUUUUCGGAAUACAUAACGGCGGCAUAAACCUUGAUCUAGGCAACGAGCAUGCCGGCUAUAAGAUACAGGAACAGACAGUGACAUCCCAGCAAUGCGAAGGCAUGUCCAUAAUAUGCUCGUUUGAAGUGCCAUCCGAAUUAGCCGAAAAGACAAUUGAUAUGCUGAAUAAUCACAUUGCAAACGCACCGCGAUCCGAUGUUAAGAUUACAUGCUCACAUAAAAGCUUGUCAGGAGAAAAACCAACGAAGAAAUGCGUAUCUAAGUGUUCUGCUGCUUUGGUGUGCAACCCAACCAAUCGAUAUAGCAGCAAUCCGUUCCUAAGGGCCAAUUGCACGGCUUCCAAAGGCAACAUAAUUGUAUUGCAUCCUCCGACCCAAGGCUUUCGGCCCUCAAAGUAUUCGUUCAGCAUGAAGGAUGAACAGUGACAAUUGCCAAGCAGCAAAGCUGUAUAGCUAUAUAUUCGUCACCAAUGCCAACCAGAUCGAAA